GGUUCAACGUUGCGUAGCCACCGGAAUCUUUUGCAUCUUUAAUUUUCGCACAACUGAACUCCGUCAGCGACGCGGUUUUUUCACCUCUUAACCUCAAAAUUGAACGAAAUCGCUUCAGAAUUAAUUUUCAGUAUUGUUUACUUGCGAGCAUGCAACAGAUGGGCGGUCCAUUCUAGAACAGGAACGGUCCGUUUCAUCCAAUGGACGGUCGAUAAGGAGUCUCUUGAGCGGACGACUGAACGGAUCCGAAGAGAAUUUGAGGAUAGAAAUGACCCUGACUGCCUACCUAAAAUACUGACCCGAAAAAUUUCAAACACAUGAAAUCAUUCAAAAAAACCUCGGAAAUCCGGUUUUUAGAGUGAUAAACAUAUUUAGAACCCACGCAAUCUCUUAAGCCUUUGAUCGUGUGUAGGAACAUCUUGUGGCCGGUAACAAAGCCCUAUUUGCCCAACCCUUCGGAAGAUAAGUUCGACUAGAGGAAAUCAAGAAUAGCGAGUAUUCUCGCGCAACGAUUGAAGAAUCGAUCAAACGUCUAUUUCAUAUUUCUUUAGUAGCAAUUGACAUAGAGUCAUUAGCGCAGCAAAGUAAUUUUCGCCAAUGUUGGAAAAUGACGAAGAAAUUAGAACCAAAAUUUCGCAAUUUACGUGACAGAUUGCGAGAUAAUCUGAUGCGUAUAGGAAGUCAAGAGCUUUAGGCAUCGUUUGAAACUCCUUAAUUAUAACAAUCAUUAGCUAGUAAAAGGAAAAAGUUGAUUCCGACUUGGUAAAAGCUAUUAGAGUUUUUUCUCUCGUUUUAUUUUACCAUACUCACAUUUACUCGGAGCUUUAACACUCAAAUUUCAGAUCCAACAUUUGAAACUAUGCAAGUCCUUUGUAUCGUUCAGUUACUAUUGCUGCUAUCCUGGAGCAGUCCAACGAUAGGUCAAUGCGGAAAUGAAGACUGGACAAGCACAUUUGCAAUAGCUGGUGACUCUACUUCUCAAUGCACGAGUAGUGUCUCCUAUGUCAAUGGACUGAGAAGCGAGGGUUAUGGUGCCCUGUUAGAAACUGGACCUGGUGUUGUUAAGGCAGCUAAAUGCUGCUCUGUUGACCAGCCAUACUCUCAGGAGAGUAACGAUUGUUAUCAGGCCCAGUGGUGGACUGAUUUGCAGCGCCAUAAUUCGUGGGCAUUGUGCGAGAGGCCGGGAUACCAUCUACGCGGGUUUUUCACCGUUGGGAGAAAUUUCUUGGCUGACAUCGGCGAGGGUGUUUGCUGUAAACCCGAGAGUCACCCAGAUCAAGAUGGACCAUAUAGAGAUAUCAAUGUUAAUUUCACAACAGAUGGAAUGAAGCAGUGUCCAAAUGGCAUGUUCCUUAAGGGAUUGUACAAAACAACAUGUUCCACGAUAGACUGUCUAACGAAGAUCAGAUGCUCCGAAUUGAUUCCAGGAAUCGUUCACGGUGGCUGGUCAAACUGGGGAAACUGGAGUCCCUGCCCUGUGACUUGCGGGGGCGGCACUCAGAUAAGAUUCCGCUCGUGUACAAACCCGCCACCAUCAAAUGGAGGAAGCAACUGUGUUGGAGAUCCGGUGGAACUACAAGGAUGUAACCUGAACCCAUGCUGUAUGUUCGAUAACUAUUUUGCAUAUAAUGUUGCAAAAGUAUAAAACAGCGGCUGGCCUGCUUAGCAGUCCUAAGCAGGGAGACAGAUGGAAGACAUUAGCUACAACGUUUACGAUUCCCUUCACCCAUUUUCCCAACUUUUCUAAGCAAAUGGGCCAACCAGAGCAUGGCUUACUCGUAUCAUGCUAUUUCAUACAGAAAGAAUAUUGACAAAUGGUAAAUUUUGAGUAAAAUCGAUGAAUGAUACGGCAUCUUCUUGAGGUAACGAUCGAGCUCAAUGUCCUUGAUCUGAAAGAUGUCGGGAUAUGGGGGAGGGGGGCACAUCUUCAUUCAGCCAAGCGUAUACCGCUUAGAAUGUUAUUUGCAUAUUGUUUAGAGGCUCAAGAAAAACAAACUUUACAGUCUUUUUUUAUAAACGUUUUGUGACAAAUUAGAGUCUUUAGCAUAUAACUUCUCUAAAAGCUGAUUAUUUGCCAAGCCAAUUUUGUGUUGCUUUUGAGAUACAAAGAUAAAC
This is a messenger RNA of Pocillopora damicornis (cauliflower coral), 2115 nucleotides long. Its product is annotated as A disintegrin and metalloproteinase with thrombospondin motifs 15. The record is from RefSeq and is a predicted model, not a curated record. Gene Ontology annotation, cellular component: cell periphery. Lineage: Eukaryota; Metazoa; Cnidaria; Anthozoa; Scleractinia; Pocilloporidae.